Plasmodium relictum is the source of this 1137-nucleotide messenger RNA. Its product is annotated as conserved Plasmodium protein, unknown function. Gene Ontology annotation, molecular function: protein binding. The record is from RefSeq and is a predicted model, not a curated record. The transcript is spliced from 4 exons. Bases 1 to 1137 code for a protein of 378 amino acids. NCBI's taxonomy places the organism in Eukaryota, Apicomplexa, Aconoidasida, Haemosporida, Plasmodiidae.
AUGACAGAAACAAAAUUUAUUGAUAUUGAUGCUAAAAGGUUAUAUAAUGUUAUAGAAAUAUUUGAGAAGAAAAUUAUUAAUUUGUCAUUAAUAAAUGAGGAGGUGUUAGAAAAAUUAAACGAAAAAGAGUUAAAAACGAUGCCUCAAGAAUUUCUUAUUUAUUUUAAAGAUAUAAUAAAAUUAAAUAAAUUAUAUGAACACACUCAAAUAGAAAAGAUCGAAGAAAUAGAAAAAACAAAUGAUAGUGGUAAUGAAAAUCUUUCCUUUUUUAGAGAUCAGGAAUUAGUAGUGAAAAUAAAAAAGUAUUGUUUUGCUUUAUGCAAAAUAUUAAAAGAAAAUGAUAAUCUAUUUCAAAUUUUAAAUUCUUCAAAUGACAAAGAUAAUCAUGAUUUUUUAAAAUUUUUACAUAUUAUUAAUGAUUUAAAAAAUAUUUUUUUUAUUAAGUUUCAAACAACAGCAGAAGAAAAACUAAAGAGGAUUGAUAAUCUAGAAAAAUUAAAAGAGGAAGAAAAAAAAAUACAAGAUCAAGAAAAAAAAUUAAAUGACGAACUAGAGAGCAUUAGAAAAGAAAGUCAGUACGAAAUAGAAGAAUUAGAAGAUAUUCUGAGAAACAAGGAAAAAGAACUGGAUGAUCUAAGAAAAAGCUCUGAAGAAAAUAUAAAAAAGUUAUUAAAUAUGAUUCCUAUAAAUGAUGCUUCCGAAAAUUUAGAAAAUAUUAAUAUUUUAUUUGAAAAAACAAAAAAUGUAUAUGAAAACCAAAUUAAAACAUAUCAAGAUCAAGAAAUAAGCUUGGUUAAAAAAAAUAAAUUAUUAGAACUAGAUAUCAAAAAUUAUAUUGAUUCAAUAGACAAAGAAAUAAAUAUAAUGGAUAAUGAAAUAGAAAAAUUGAAUAAUGAAUUAAAAGAAAAUAGAAUAAUCGAAAAUGAUUUGGAUACUAUUUUAAUGCGAAAAAAAGCAGAAGAUGAAGAAAAUCAGAUUUUAAAAGAAUUAACUGAAAAAAGAGAUAGAAUAAUUCAAAAAGAAGAGAAUAUAAAUAAUGAAGCGGCAAUUAUUAUUCAAUCAUACAUAAGAGCAAUAAAGCAAAGAAAUUUAUUUAGUGAAUAUCAAAAGAAAAAAAAAAGAAAAAAGAAAAACUAG